AUGACAGGUCAUAGGCUGAGGUCAGCUGGUAGCACCGGAGGGAAUGGGGGGCGAAGGAGGGCGUGGGGUGGGGAGGUGGAGGAGGUGCGGGCAGAUAAGAUGUGCAUGGAUAAGGGAGGGCUGCUGGGAGGGGAGGGAGGUGGUGUGGGGAGCGAGGAGAGGGGUGUGGGAAGGAGGAGGGGGAGGCGGAGGAAGAGCGAGAGGAUGAAGGAUGAAGAAUAUCUCUGGGGCACGGUUCAUGGUUCAGACGGAGGGGAAGAAGAGGAGGAGGAAGAGGAAGAGGAAGAGGAAGAGGAGUAUGAAGAGGAUGAAGCAGAGGAGGAAGAGGAGGAGUAUGAGGAAAUGGAGGAAGCAGAUGAGGAGGAAGAGUUGCUGACUUGGAAAGAUGCUCAGGGUAACGGAAGAGUUGGUAACGGCACGUAUGUGAGUCAAGGGCAGUACGGCGAAGCAGAGGAGAUGGCACGCUGUUUGAUGGCAGGUGCUGAGAAGGGCGAGGGUGAGGUGGACGAUGGCAGGGAGGGAGACGUGCAGCACAACCCUGGGCAGCGGAGGAGAGGUUAUGGCGGCCAGGAGCUGGGGCAUGAGGGUGGAGGGAGAGGCGGCCUUGGUGCUGCAGGUGUGGCUCUGGAGAGUGGUGGAGGGCGAGGGGUCUGGGUGGAGGAACCGAAGGUCGGCGUGGCGGAGGGCGGUUAG
Closterium sp. NIES-65 is the source of this 693-nucleotide messenger RNA. The record is from the annotation of a GenBank genome assembly. Lineage: Eukaryota; Viridiplantae; Streptophyta; Zygnematophyceae; Desmidiales; Closteriaceae.